UUUAUUACGUCUCUGUUUCUCAAUAUACAUACGCAUUACGCACCUGUGCAUAUAUGCUAUGCUAGAAGUUUUUCAAUCUCCAUCUAGUCUGCAAUAGUAACAUACAUUUUACACAUCUGUAAUUGCUUAAACGCUCAUUUAUUAUUGACAAAUAUUUUAAAAUGAUGUCGAUCGGUGCAUUAACUUUACAUGAGAAGCUUCUGUUUGAGUAUAACAUAACUAUCGGUUUUUCAACUUUAAAAAGAAAAAUGAGAGAAAAUACAGGGUGAACAAAAAGUUUGCUGUUUUCAAUGAAAAUCGUCUGCUGUACUAUGUCAAACUAUUCAGCUAAAAUUCUCGUGGGAAUAAUAAUAAGACAUUUACGUCACAAAAUAAUCAAGAAAUCACCUACGUCGUUAUCAUGUAAACGGGAAACGAUAUAGGAUCAGUCAAUAGACGCUUAAUACAUAUCUUAAGCUUUGAUUCCGAAAAAAUCACCUUGAGGUUUAAGAAGAUUAAAAUUCAAUCACACUCUCUCAGUGGUAUCUACUAAAUUUUAUUUAAAAAUAUGCUUUGAUAUGCAUAGCCAGUCAAUUGACCCCGAAAGUGAGGAAACAUUGAUAAGCCAAGAUGUAAGUAUCACAGAAGCUGAGAACAUCCAUUCAGUAUUUCGUAAAACUUCAAGACAUAAUACAGGGCUAAUAAGAAGCAAAACUCUUAAGACAGUAAUUUAAAAUAUAUUUUACGCUGUGAUGAAUUUAUUGUUUCUAGUGCCAUGGUUUAAGUGUAUCAACUCAGUUUAAAAUAUUUUCAUUUAUAAUGGAAAGUUUAGGAGGAGUGAGUUAUCCAGUUUUGAAAUCAUUUAUAGCUGGGUCAUUCUCUGGUACCUUUUCCACACUUUUGUUUCAACCUCUUGAUUUGAUUAAAACAAGAUUACAAAAUAAAGUCAAUCAUCAUGUAGGAAAUCAAAAAAGUGGUAUGAUGUCAACAACAAUAUCUAUCAUUCAAAAAGAAAAUAUUUUUGGAUUAUGGAGAGGAAUCACUCCUUCUAUGACAAGAGUUAUUCCAGGGGUGGGACUAUAUUUUUCAACUUUACAUUGGCUUCAAAGCACUUUAGACUUAUCAGAUCCAAUUACACCUGCACAAGCUAUUUCUCUAGGAAUAACAGCUAGAACUAUAUCAGGCGCAUUACUAAUUCCAAUAACAGUAGUGAAGACAAGAUUUGAGAGUGGUGUGUAUAAAUAUAACAGCAUUAGUGAAGCUCUUAGACUCAUACACAAGCAUGAAGGUAUUAGAGGACUUUCAAGUGGCCUUAUUCCAACACUUUUACGUGAUGCACCAUACAGUGGAUUAUACUUGAUGUUUUAUACUCAGUUAAAAAAUUUAACAUCUAGAGAAUUUCCGCGGUAUAGUGAAUUGCCAGCUACUCACUUCAGUUGUGGAAUUAUGGCUGGUAUUUUUGCGUCAAUUGUAACACAUCCUGCAGAUGUUAUUAAAACUAAAAUGCAACUGUAUCCAGAAGAAUUCAAAAGCCUCAAAAGAUCUUUUAUCUUUGUAUAUAACAAUCAUGGGAUUUUAGGAUAUUUCAAAGGCAUUGUACCUCGUAUGCUUAGGAGGACACUAAUGACUUCAAUGGCUUGGACUGUUUAUGAGCAAAUCACAAGAAAUAUUGGUUUAAAAUAACUUAAUGGUUAAGACAAAACCGUUUGCAGUAUUGUUCUGUUGAUAGUUUGAUUUAUACAUUUGUAAAUUGAAUUUAUUGUAAAUAUUCACCUACUACUUAUAAGUGCCUUUUUAUUAAGAUUUUAUGACACAUU
This is a messenger RNA of Trichogramma pretiosum, 1796 nucleotides long. Its product is annotated as solute carrier family 25 member 38. Bases 799 to 1662 code for a protein of 287 amino acids. The record is from RefSeq and is a predicted model, not a curated record. Gene Ontology annotation, molecular function: glycine transmembrane transporter activity. Gene Ontology annotation, biological process: glycine import into mitochondrion. NCBI's taxonomy places the organism in Eukaryota, Metazoa, Arthropoda, Insecta, Hymenoptera, Trichogrammatidae. Gene Ontology annotation, cellular component: mitochondrion; mitochondrial inner membrane. The transcript has 7 exons.